AGAGGGAAUGAGCCGAGGCAGCUGUCACUUAACAUGUGAAUGUUCUGAGGGGCGGCCCAGGGGUCUUUAGAAACCUCUCCUUUUUUUGCCCCCCUAGCCACCCCAUUUUUCAAGCAGAAGCAGCAUGGAGUUUCUGAGCCACAGUCAGACCCAGAGGAGGGGCUUUGUUGGAUGAGAAGGGGGGAGAGAGGGAGAGAAAAAGCCUCUGGAAGGUAAAAGGGGGCACUUUGCCGCCUUGCUGCCUGGUACAGGAGCAACCUGAGCAGCAGCAGUGCUGAUGGGAAUGCCGCCGCUUCAUCGUUAUAUGGAACUGGCACAAACUGACCUCCAUGUGAAAACCGCUCUUGGCUGGGAACUGUGGGAGUUCAGCUGAGCCGUUGGAAUACAUUGUCUCCAUCUGGGCGCACUAUCCCAUCAGCGGCGUUAACAAGGAAGGAAUUCCUCUAUCACAGCUCCCACAACAAAGAAGAAAGGGAGAGGAGCAGAGCUGGUGGGAGGAGAAGUGAAGUGAGGGGAGGGGAGGGGUGCACUGUGAGGGGAGAGGAGGACAUUGUUUGCCUGUGACUGUGGGCAACGGAAAAGCAUGAGUUAUCAGGGCAUGUGUGAGUGUGUUUAGAAACUGUGUUUGUAUGCAUUUGGAUUGAGUGUGUGUUGAAGGGAGUAUGCAAGUGUAUGUGUGUGUGUGUGUGUGAGGAGCCUUCAGUUUGGGAUGUUGGGAGCUGGGAGGCUGUUCAAAGGAUGCUCAAACAAAGCUGGACUUUUUUUUUCUCUUUCUCUCCUUUUUGAAUGGUGAUUGAGGACCGGCUGGAUUCCUUUACUCAUGCUGUUGCGCUCAGCUCUGCUUCAGGGUAGCUGGAGAACCCCUUGCAUGCAUGGCCGAGGGGCCUUACCUCACCUAUUACCUCACUAGCCUCUUGGCUGUAGGAUUAUGGGUAACCUCAUCAGCCGGCCCAGCUGCCUGGGCCAGAAGUCCAAGCAUGUGAGGACAGAUGAGGCCUUCCUGAAAGAGUGCUACCAGCGACGAAGAGAGUGGCAGUCCCCAGAGCAACAUGGGGAGACUAAACAAGAAGAAGCUGUCGAAGACAUAUCCAGAGAGGAUGCGGACAAGGACAGAGAAUUGGAGAAAGACAAAGAGAUACAGGAAAUUGAUUAUGUGAGAGAGGAGGGGACUCGUACUCCCAUUUCAGACAAACCCCUCCGCAGCUCUCCUGCAUCCACAAUAAGAAGUAGCAGUACUCUGGAAAAUGCCUGGCACAACAGUCCAUCACCAAUAAAAACAUCCAGAAAUGGGACACUAACAAAGAGAACAGUGGCACCGGAGUUUGCCAGAUCCCCUCUGGCUUAUCCCGACAACAACAGUGCAGAGAGGAGGGCCAGCUUCCAGAGGAGAGACUCUCGAGAAGGAAGUCCAUGGUCCUGGAAGACUGUAGCAUCACGUGAGGUUACAGAGGUGACAGAGGUGACGGAGACGAUCGUAACGGAAAUUGUAGAAGUGACAGAGUAUCCGUCGGGAGAUAAAGGAGGAGACCCAAUAAUCACCAGAACUGUUAGAGUCCUGAAUGGUGUGGCCGAGGAGCUUGCUGAGCUCCAAAGUGAUGGACAGUCAAGUUCAGACCAGGAUUCCAGCCUGGAUAGAUGGAGGGGAACAAGAUCUGCCUUGGCACUGCAGGAUGUGGCAACAGACUCCGAGACUUUUCUCCAAAACCUGAACGCUUUGCUCACAUGGGUCGGUGAGAUAGAGGAGCUCACAGCCAAUCAGAAAGCCCCAUCCUCAGAGGUCAAAGUGGUGAAAGCUCAGCUCCAAGAACAAAAGCUCUUGCAACGCCUCCUGACAGACCGCCGGCAAAGCAUGGACUCCAUGAUGUUAGAGGGCCCUCGGUUGGUGGAGGCCCACCCAGGAGAGGAGGGGGAGCAGGCAAAGGUCAAGCUCUCCACUCUCAAACAGAAGUGGGAGGCCUUACAGCUGGAGGCAGAGCAAAGGAGGGGGAGUCUGGAGCUCAUUCUUCCCAGGGCCCAGCUUUUCCAGAAAGGAGCAGACAGUCUGCAGCAAUGGUUCAUAUCUGUAGAACAGACCCUAGCUGAACUACGAAAUGCAGAGAGAGUGAUGCUGCAUAUCUCAGAGGCCACCGAUCGCGGCAAGGCAGUCGUUACAGAGAUACAGGUCAAAACCUCAGAGUUAGGGAAAAUACAAAAGUUGGGACGUGAUCUGAUGGAAGCAAUUUCAGAGGAGGAAGCCCAGCAGGUGCAAGAGAAGAUGGACACUCUGCGUAUCCGCUGCUCUGUGUUGAGUCUGAGCAGUCUGGAUGUGCUGCAGAGGCUGGAGCAGGCCCUGGAGGCCGCUAGUCGGUGCACCUCCAGCCAGGAGGACCUCCACCUGUGGCUGGGCCGCAUUGAGAGGGAGCUCCUGGGAGCAGCAGGAGCACAGACACAUGCUGGAGACGCAGUUCUGUGUGCAGCUGAGAGGCAGAGGCUGGAGCAGGCGGUGGUGAAGGAGAUGGCUUGGUUCAAAAACACAGCGCUGGGUCUGGAAAAGCUGAAGACAAUUAAGCUGGAUCCAGAUCUCAUAGCAGGACAACUCUAUGAGCAGAAGAUUUUGGCUGUGGAGAUUCUCCAGCACAGGUUCAACAUUGAGAAGAUGGUGAAGAUCGCUGAAAUCCUGCUAACGUACAGUGAUGAAGGAGAAACAGGCGAUCUCCGGACCCCAAUAGAUGUGCUACAGGAACACUGCAACACCACCUCAGCCACCAAUUCCCACGUUGUUCUGCAGCUUGAGCACGCUCAAUCGCUUCUUCUCCAAUUCUGUGAGGGGCUUGCUGAGGUUUCACCCUGGUUAGAAGAAACUCAAGCCCUCAUUGGCCACCUCUCCCUGAGCACAAUUAGCUAUGAAGCAUUUCGGGAACAACAGGACCUCUUACAGGGUCUGAGAGAAUCUAUAGCAGAACACAGACCUGUGAUUGCACGCCUGUGCUCUCUGGCAAAACGCUUGUCAGAACUAAAUCCAAACCAGGGUGACGAGUUCUGUCGCAAGGCUGCAGAUGCUGAGGAGCAGCACAGAGCCAUUAGAGACCGGGUCAGAGAGACUGCCAGCGUGCUUGAGGAGUCACUACCACGAUUAACACAGCUGAACGAGAGGAUGACUCUCAUCAGAGAGAGUCUUGAUCGCCUGCGCAGUCGCAUACAGACUCCCACGUCACUUCAAGGACUCACCCCAAGGAUCCAGGAGCAGCUGCAGGACAACAAGCACACCCUGGCCGAGCUGUCCAAACUGGAGCUGGGCCUCAGCAGUGUUAAGACCCAGGCAGAUGAGCUGCUGGCUAACACACAAGCAGCUGGCGAUGGAUCCAUCGGCACGGCAAUCCAGGAGCGCGUGUCCAGCCUGUCCCAGCUUUGGGAUGAGACACACACUCAGGCCCAGGAGAGGGACAGCUGGCUGCUCAAACUCUUGGAUCUCGCCAUUAAGUUCUGGAGUGAUGUUGGGGAUGUCACGGCUGCUCUCAAUGAUGCUCAGCAGGCAGUUUUGGACCUCAAUGCUAGUCGGACAGACUCUGAAACAAUCCGCCAGAGCCUUGAAACCAUGCAGACUGUCAGGGAGGAUAUUGACAGUUUACAGGGAGAUCUGGACAUACUUGGCGUUGUGGGAAUGGACCUCAUGUCAGCAUGUGGAGAUACGGACAAACCAGAUGUCACCAAGAGCCUGGAUGAACUCUACUGCAUGUGGAACAACUUGAGCAAACUCUGGAACGAAAGUCACACAAAGCUGGAAGAGUCUUUGCGGCUGGCACUUCACUAUCAAGACACAAUGCAGGGUCUGUUUGAGUGGUUGAAGUCUGCGGAGCUGAGGUCUACUGAGGAGUUCAUGGUAGGAACUGACCUGGAAUCAGUUAAAGAGCAGCUGUGUGAUCUCAAGGAAUUCAAGCGAGAACUUUACCAGAAGAAGAUCGAGAUAGAAAGCCUGAACCAUCGCUUUGUGUGCCGACUGUCUCCAGGCUCUGAGCGCCCUGGCUCAGUCUCGCCGCUGUGUGACUUCCGAAUGCGCUGGGACAGCCUGGAGUCCGAGACGGUCAACAGACAGCAUCAGCUGGAGUGUGCUCUGUUGGGUCUGGGUCAGUUCCAAAACACCCUGGACGAGCUGCACACGUGGCUUUCUCGUACAGCGGAACAACUGCAGGGCAGCCAGCCAAUCAGCAUUGAUCUGCAGGCUUGUGAAAUAGAGCUGGCCAAACACAAGGUCUUGCGUAACGACGUCAUGUCCCAUGUUCGCACGGUGGAGUCCCUGAACCAGGCUGGCAGGGGGCUGCUGGAGGUCGGGUAUGGGGACAGUCCACACGGUCUGCAGUCUCGACUUGAGCAGCUCAAUGAGAGCUGGGAGUUUGUUCGCUGCGAGACUGAACGCAGGCAGCUGGAACUGGAGAACAGACAGAGUCAGGUCCAAGAUGUUACAAUGGAGAUUCAGGAUCUCCUGCAGUGGCUGGAGAACACAGAUCUCAGACUGUCCUCCUCCAAGACCAUGUGGGGAAUGCCAGACUCUGCCAGUGAAAGGCUCAGUGCACACUUGGAGUUGUACAAUGAGAUGGAGUCGAAGCUCCACGCCUUCACAGAUGUGAAGAAUGCCGUCCACAGGAUGCUGGAGAGCAGCGAUGUUGUGCGGGGGUCGAGCACCGAACACAGCCUCUCUAUUCUUGAACAGAAAUGGGCAUCUGUUUACAGCAAAGUCCAGGAGCGAAAGGCGAAGCUUACAGAGGGACUGGGUCUGGCCAAGGAGUUCCACAGCAACGUCCAGGAACUUCUCACUAAGAUGAGCAAAUGUGAAGAGUCCAUCGGGCUUCUUCCUUCUCCCAGCUUUGUCCUGGACACCGUUUGUUCUCAGCUACAGGAUCACAGAACCCUGUUGAAUGAGGUGAGCUGUUACGGUGAGAAGAAGACCACAGUAGAGAACACAGGCUGCAGACUAAAUGAACUGAGCAGGAAGGAAGACUGCGACGUCAUACAUAACCUGAUAAUGACCGUCCAGGAUCGCUACAAAAAGCUCCAGCAGCGUACCUCAGACAGAGGCAGGAUGCUGGAGGAGGUCAAAAAGAACGCCAAGCGGUUCAGAGAAUCCUGGCGCCUUCUACUGGACUGGAUGACUGAAGUCGAACAGACAUUGGACACACAUAAAGAGAUCGCAGUGUCCCAUGAGGAGAUUAAACAACAGCUGAUUGAGCAGAAGGAGUUCCAGAAACUGCUGAGGUCAAAGAGGCCCAUGUACGAGGCCACACUGAAGAGCGGCCGCAGCCUCCACGAACGAGCUAAGACAAGCCAUGACAGACAGCAUCUGGAAAACCUGCUGGCUGAACUAAAAGACACAUGGGACACCAUCAGCGGCAAGUCUAUGGAGAGGCAACACAAGCUGGAGGAGGCUCUGCUGUUCUCAGGCAGAUUCACUGAUGCUCUCCAGGCACUCAAUGACUGGUUGUAUAGAGCUGAGCCCCAACUGGCUGAGGAUGUUCCUGUUGGUGGAGACAAAGACAUGGUCAAUAAUCUGAUAGACAAACACAAGGCGUUCCAAAAGGAGUUAGGGAAGCGAGCCGGAUGCAUUAAGACCCUGAAGCGUUCUGUGAGGGAUCUGACCAGGAGCAGCACAGCUGAUGCUCACUGGCUCCAGGAGCAGAUGGAUGAACUGGGGGGCCGCUGGGAGGCCGUGUGUAAGCUGUCAGUCAGCAAACAGGACAGGCUGGAAGCUUCAAUUCAGCAGGCAGAGAAGUUUGAUGGCCUUGUCCACUCUUUCAUGGAGCGCCUGACUGAGGCAGAGAGGGUAUUGAAAUACGGGCUUAUACCAGAGGAGGAGGAGAUCUUACUUGCCUUCCGCAAACAGCACGAGGAGUCGGUGAGUGCUUUGCAGUCUCAGGCUGUGGAGCUGCAGAACAUCCAGUGUCUGGGUGAGGAGAUCCUGGCCUCCUGUCACCCAGACUCUGUCAUCACCCUCAAAUCCUGGAUCAGUGUCACCAAAACACGCUAUGAGGAGGUUCGAACGUGGGCUCAGCAGCAGGGCCAGAAGAUCCACAGCAGCUUGGCGGCGCUGGAGGCGGAGAGAGAGGAAGUCCAAAGACUUCUCGACUGGAUCUCCUCCGCACAGGAAGCCCUCAACCUCAGAGACCAAGAGCCUCUGCCUGAGGCCACAGAGCACAACCAAGAACUCAUCGAGCAACACACGGUAUUCAUGGAUGAGUUGAAUAAAAAGUUUCCAGAGGUUGAACACGCCACAAAAUCCUGCAAACUCAAGAUUGUUCCUAAACAGCUAGUGUCUCCCAGCAAAAGGCCCCUCACAAAGAGGAGGAGCACUCUGAAGCUGCAGCCUGUUGUACCGGUUCCCCUGGAGCACCUCGACCCCCAGACCCCAGAGCUCAGUCAGCUGGUCGGUCAGUGGCAGAGGCUUUGGCUCCAGGCUGUGGCGAGACAAACCCGUCUGCAACAACACCAGCAAACACUCAAAGAGAUGGAAGAAUUUGCUAACUUUGACUUCAACAUGUGGCGAAAGCGUUACAUGAUGUGGAUAAGUCAUUUGAAGUCGCGCAUCUUAGACGUGUUCCGCUGCAUCGACCGCGACCAGGAUGGACGCAUCAGCCAGAAGGAGUUAAUCGAUUACGUCCUCGCCUCAAAGUUCCCCACCAACUCUCUGGAGAUGAAUGCAGUGGCAACCAUCUUUGACGUGAACAGUGACGGCUUCAUCGACUACUACGAGUUUGUGAGUGCACUACAUCCCAGCAGAGAUCCCUACAGGAAAACACUGGAUGCAGAUCAAAUCAAUGAAGAGGUGAGUCGACAGGUGUCACAGUGCAACUGUCCCAGGAGGUUCCAAGUGGAGCAAAUAAGUGCCAAUCGAUACAGGUUUGGAGAUUCACAGCAGCUGCGGAUGGUUCGUAUCCUGCGCAGCACGUUGAUGGUGAGAGUGGGAGGAGGCUGGACCGCUUUAGAUGAGUUCCUGGUGAAGAACGACCCCUGCAGAGUGAAAGGUCGGACUAACCUGAAGAUCAAGGAGAAGUACUUGUCUCCUGCAGGAAGCAGAGCCAAGGGUUUGACUGUCAGCAGGUCCAACUCGAGCCUCAGCCUCUACAGCAGUGCCUCUGCCCCCACCAGCCCCAUGACACGCAAGGCAUUACUCCGCAGGAGUUUAUCAGGUGACCGCUGCAUCCGUCCCAGGAGCUCCAUAGCUGCUUUGGGCUCUGAUCUACAGUUUGUCACAACAGGGGAGGACAACCCGUCCUCACCAUCAGACGAAGCUGAGAGGUUACCCACAUGAUCACCUCUGCCUCUGAGCACCACGUGUACGCUGCAGCGCUGAAGCCAAACACAGCCUGAGGCAGAGGGAGAAGCAGCUGUAUCAGGUCACAUCUGAGGAGCAGCCACUGACAGAACGGUUCAAAGGUCACCAGAGGUGAUGCCGAAGCGUCUUUGGAUGUGAUGAGUCUCUUUGAAGAUAAUGUGUGGAUAAUGCUUUUCAUUCACUAGUCUCUGAUUGCAAAGAGAGUAGAGAUUAAGAAGCUCUGCAUGGCUGCUUAUUGCAUGAUGGCCAGAGCCUUGCUAAAGUUAGAUUUUGUUUUUCUUUUCAGCUCGUUAUUCUUUUGUGGUUGUAAAGUUAAAGUCAAACAGUACCAGAAGCUGAGAGUAAUGCUCAGCAGAGGGUGUUAAUGUGCUGUCACUGAUUUGACACUGACAUACAGCUAGAACACUUUUGUAUAAGGUAUGUGAGGGUGCUGUACUGUUUGACUGCCCCCAUCCAAAAAUCACAGAUACCAAAACCAUGAAAGGGCACAGUACGCUGUCCUUCCUUUUUCAUGUUAUUUUUUUCAUUUCGUGAAGAUGGCAUUGAUGGCAGGGCCAAACUGUAUCAGUUUUUUCCUUUUUUUGACACCAUAUUUUCCAAUGAUUAUGUAUUUUUUAAUUGUUCUAUAUUGUAAGGAUGUUUGAAACAUUGGAGAUUGUGUAAUGAACAAUGCACUGAAGUGCAUCAGGUCAUCGUUGAUUUGUAGAGAUUAUUUUCUCAGGAUUGGUUUUACCUUUCGCUGUAUGUAUUUCCUCUGGAACGUUACUGUGAAAACUUAGACGUGUUGUUUUCUCUAUAACACAAAUUCCUAGGAAAGUUUUAUUUUCAGCACAUUAUUUCCAUUAAAAUGCACUUUUCUGUGUCCGACUACUGAUAAGGUUGUUUUGCUUAGUGCGAAAUUUGGCAGUUGUCAUGAGUAAGAGAAUUAAUUUUGAAAUACAAACUGUUAUUUCACUUUGUGUUUCAAAUAAAUGUAGAAUUUUUACAAUUGUGUUUGAGCAGAAUGCACUGGAGCUGAUGCUGUAUGGUUGAGCAGAGUGACUUUUUUAAGUGAAAUCUGCCUUUAGGUUGAAUUAUCUUUCCUUUCAAACAUCUUUUACCAAAAGCAGUAUAUAUAUCGACUAUUUUUUACGUUUUUUUGCUUUCGGUAUUUGAUUUUUCAGUUCUCCUGUCCAGUCAGAAAUUAUCUACAUGUUUGGGACUUCUCAUUUGUUUCCUCCGAUGUUCACUCAUGAUCCUGAAGAUACAAAUAUGCAUUGUUUUAGCAAAAACUACUGAAACACAGUCGUCCUGCUCCUGCUCUGUGUUGCACUGUGCCUGGAGCAGUACUUUACAUAUUUUAUCUCCUGUGUAAAGCUGUUUUCUAUGUAAGUGUCCCUUUGUACUAGAUCUUCUUAAGGCUGAAGACAGUAGCUUAUGUACAUUUGGUCUAUGCAGUUAUGAAAAGGAUUUUUUAAGGUCAAAAAUGUUUUUACAUGAUAACGUACUUUUUCCUCUUAGCCGCAGUGUGUUGAUGUCUGGAGAAGGUCGAUAGUUUACUGUACUGUAAAAAUACAAUAGCCAGAUUUCACUUCUAUUGCUAUGCAUCCUAAUCUUUCUGUACUGUAAAUGUUUCUAUACCCAGCACUCUUUCCGAUGUCUAAUUUAGGGAAACUGUAGAAGAAUGUCACUGAUAAACUGAAGUCCACUUGUAUAAAAAAUAAAUCCUUUUUGUAAUAAAAAAAUAAAUAAAAA
Hippoglossus stenolepis (Pacific halibut) is the source of this 9037-nucleotide messenger RNA. It is a transcript of the gene macf1b, whose product is annotated as microtubule actin crosslinking factor 1b. Gene Ontology annotation, cellular component: cytoplasm; hemidesmosome; focal adhesion. Lineage: Eukaryota; Metazoa; Chordata; Actinopteri; Pleuronectiformes; Pleuronectidae. The record is from RefSeq and is a predicted model, not a curated record. Gene Ontology annotation, molecular function: calcium ion binding; microtubule binding; structural molecule activity. Gene Ontology annotation, biological process: hemidesmosome assembly; intermediate filament cytoskeleton organization; wound healing. The coding region runs from base 929 to 7279 and encodes 2116 amino acids. The transcript is spliced from 40 exons.